UCUUCUAAGAUCCCUUGGUGCUGUUGGCUCCUCCUCUUCUGUCACACUUGCAGGCUUGAUCCCAAGCCCUGUUCUGUGUGUCCAUUGACACACACACAGUGUAGUUUGGCCCUGCCCACCCAGGUUUCCCCAUCCAGGGGCGGACUGACCAUUUGGAAACUCGGGCACUUCCCGAGGGCCGGGUUCAGUAGGGGGCCCCAUGAGAUGCCCUUGGUACCUUUUUCAUAGGCUUUUUUGAGUUUGGGCAAGGACACAGGGGCCCCAUGAUCCCCUAUUGCCUGGGGGCCCCAUGA
Messenger RNA from Staurois parvus, 293 nucleotides. NCBI's taxonomy places the organism in Eukaryota, Metazoa, Chordata, Amphibia, Anura, Ranidae. The record is from the annotation of a GenBank genome assembly.